AUGACCAAAGUCAACGUCAAAGUGGUGGCUGCUGAGUCAUUGUAUAAACGUGAUGUGUUCCGGCAGCCUGACCCAUUUGCUGUUAUCACCGUCGAUGGUGAUCAGACCAUCACCACCAAAACCGCCAAAAGAACAUUGAACCCAUACUGGAACGAGUCUUUCUUGCUCAGUGCUUCCGAGGACUCCAUCUUGGCUAUUCAAGUUUUCGACCAAAGAAAAUUCAAGAAGAAGGAUCAGGGUUUUUUGGGUGUGGUUAAUGUUCGUGUCGGUGAUGUUAUUGAUUUGUCGUUAUCCGGCUCUGAGGAAACCAUCACCCGAGACUUGAAGAAGUCUAAUGAAAACCUAGCUGUCAGUGGGCGUGUCAUCAUUGUUUUGAGCCACAACACCAACCCGUCCUCUGCCCCUGCCGCCAAUGGUUCUGUCGCUCCUGCUCCAAGAGCAUCGUCAUCUGCACGCAAUUCCGUUCCAAACUCUACACCUGCUGCUUCGUCUGCUCCUCCCGCUUCUAAUGGUAACGGAAACAGCAAUGGAAACGGCGAGCAGUUCACCAAGCAGUACUCGUCCUUCGAAGACCAGUACGGAAGAUUGCCGCCCGGUUGGGAGAGAAGAACCGACAACUUCGGCCGUACCUACUACGUGGACCACAACUCGAGAACCACUACCUGGGAGAGACCAACCUUGGACCAGAGUGAGACCGAGAGAGGUCAGCAGAGAGAAAACCAUACUGAGGCUGAGAGAAGGCAGCACCGUGGUAGAACCUUGCCUGGCGAAGCUCCUCAGUCCCCAACGAUGCAAUCAGCUAGCACGUCGACGAGCAACAAUGUUACAGUGAACUCUACCGGUGCAAACACCCCUGUUAGUCCUGCUGCUGCCGUUUCCAUGGCAGCCACUGGUGGUACUACCAGAGGCUUGGGCGAGUUGCCAACUGGUUGGGAGCAGAGAUUCACCAACGAAGGCAGGCCCUACUUUGUUGACCACAACACGAGAACAACCACCUGGGUUGAUCCCAGAAGACAACAGUACAUCCGUACUUUUGGGCCCAACACCACGAUUCAGCAGCAGCCAGUCAGUCAGUUAGGCCCAUUGCCUUCCGGUUGGGAAAUGAGAUUGACUAACACGGCCAGAGUCUACUUCGUGGACCACAACACAAAGACCACAACUUGGGAUGACCCUAGAUUGCCUUCCUCUUUGGAUCAAAACGUUCCACAGUACAAGCGUGACUUUAGAAGAAAGGUUAUCUACUUCAGAUCCCAGCCAGCAUUGAGAAUCUUGCCAGGCCAGUGCCACAUCAAGGUGAGGAGAGACCAUAUUUUCGAGGAUUCAUAUCAGGAAAUCAUGAGACAGACUCCAGAGGACUUGAAGAAGAGACUCAUGAUCAAGUUCGACGGCGAAGAAGGUUUGGAUUACGGUGGAGUUUCGAGAGAGUUUUUCUUCUUGUUGUCACACGAUAUGUUCAACCCAUUCUACUGUCUUUUCGAGUACUCUUCUCACGACAACUACACGCUACAGAUCAACCCUAACUCGGGUAUCAACCCCGAGCACUUGAAUUACUUCAAGUUCAUCGGUAGAGUUGUGGGCUUGGGUGUGUUCCACAGACGUUUCUUGGAUGCUUUCUUUGUUGGUGCCUUGUAUAAGAUGAUGUUGCGCAAGAAGGUUAACUUGCAAGAUAUGGAAGGUGUCGAUGCCGAAUUCUACAGAUCUUUGCAGUGGAUUCUCGACAACGAUAUCACUGACAUCCUCGACUUAACGUUCAGUGCUGAGGACGACAAGUUCGGUGAGAUUGUUGAGGUCGACUUGAAGCCAGGUGGAAGAGAGAUUGAGGUUACGGAGGAGAACAAGGCUGAAUACGUCGAGUUGAUCAGUGAAUGGAAGAUUCACAAGAGAAUUGAAUUGCAAUUCCAAGCAUUUAUUGACGGCUUCAACGAGUUGAUUCCUCAAGAGUUGGUGAAUGUGUUUGACGAAAGAGAGUUGGAGUUGUUGAUUGGUGGUUUGGCUGAAAUUGAUGUCGAGGACUGGAAGAAGCACACGGAUUACAGAGGAUACCAAGAAACCGACCAAGUUAUCCAGUGGUUCUGGCAGUGCAUCAAGGAGUGGGACUCCGAACAAAAGGCCAGAUUGUUGCAAUUCACCACUGGUACGUCAAGAAUCCCUGUCAAUGGUUUCAAAGAUUUGCAAGGUUCCGAUGGUCCAAGAAGAUUUACUAUCGAAAAGGCUGGCGAGCCCAACCAGUUGCCAAAGUCCCACACUUGUUUCAACAGAGUGGAUUUCCCACCUUAUACCUCUUAUGAGAGCAUGAAGCAAAAGCUUACACUUGCAGUUGAAGAGACUGUCGGUUUCGGACAAGAGUAA
Messenger RNA from Candidozyma duobushaemuli, 2349 nucleotides. RefSeq names its product NEDD4 family E3 ubiquitin-protein ligase (gene RSP5). The transcript has a single exon. NCBI's taxonomy places the organism in Eukaryota, Fungi, Ascomycota, Pichiomycetes, Serinales, Metschnikowiaceae. Gene Ontology annotation, biological process: ubiquitin-dependent protein catabolic process. Bases 1 to 2349 code for a protein of 782 amino acids. The record is from RefSeq and is a predicted model, not a curated record. Gene Ontology annotation, molecular function: protein binding; ubiquitin protein ligase activity.